This is a messenger RNA of Syzygium oleosum, 2801 nucleotides long. RefSeq lists its product as uncharacterized. The record is from RefSeq and is a predicted model, not a curated record. NCBI's taxonomy places the organism in Eukaryota, Viridiplantae, Streptophyta, Magnoliopsida, Myrtales, Myrtaceae. The coding region runs from base 160 to 2517 and encodes 785 amino acids. Gene Ontology annotation, molecular function: microtubule binding. The transcript is spliced from 8 exons.
ACCACAGAAGAACCAGCAGCGCCGAGCGGGGGACUCGCGACCGACCGUUACUGUUCCUCGAUCGCCUCCGAUUCCAAUCCACCUUCUUCCAUCGAUCGAAGCGGCGCCGUCGGUGAUCCCUCUCGGAUCUGCUGCUCCUCCUCCUCCUGGAUCUGCCGGAUGGCCGACUCCUCCGACGUCCUCCUCCUCCAGGACAAGCGGCGGCUCAGCCUCAUCGACGUCUCCUUCGAGGACGACUGCCUCCUCGAUUCCUCCUCUCGCGAUCCCCCCCGACCUUCAGGAAAUCAGGUGGUUCAUCAAAGCUUGGAGCUUGGGGAGGAUGUGACUUUCAAGGGAGUCGAUAACAUUCUAGAGUCCUUUGCAGCUGUGGACCGAUCAGCAGUCCCUCCACUGGUUGAAUCAUGCGAACCGGGAGGAAUUGGGAAAAAUGGCAAGUAUAACCUGCGCAAAAGUUUGGCCUGGGACAGUGCUUUUUUCACCAAUGCAGGAGUUUUAGAACCUGAAGAGUUAACUAGCUUGAUAGAAGGAGGGGAGAAGAAAGGAAAGCAUGUGCUACCCUGUAUUGAAGAGGAGACACACAGAUCAUCAGAUUCAAUGUCCACCUUAGAAGGUGAUUGUUUGUCAUUAGCAAGUCUCGAGGCUGAUUUAUUUGAAGACAUAAGAGCUUCAAUACAGAAAUCGAGCAAAGUAUCUGAUAAGGAAAGUUCAGUUAGCAAAGCAGGAGCACUGCUGUCUGAUAAAACGACUCUUCAGUCUUUGAAGAAGGCAGACGUUGGUUCUAAUAGUCAGUUGAGACCCAAGCCUGCUCCAAAGAAACCAAGCUUAGCCUCGGGGAACACAGCAAAGCAGCUUCCUGUUCGUCCACAGGUCUCACAGGGGAAACAUUCUGCUGUAAUUGGAGGUUCAGCUUCAUUUCCUUCCAAGCCACUUAGACUGGGUACUGUUAACUCGUUAUCAACAUCCACAAAGAGGGAUUCGGUGGGUGCUAAAUGUAUGAGAGCGGAAAAGAGUAUGGCAGAACAUACUGGUAGAGGGCCCCCAGCAUCUAGAUUACGUGCCACGAGUGGUCCUCGGCAUAUUAUACCUAGGCUUUCAUCCUCUUCUAGAUCUUCUUUAGGUUCAACGACCACUAAGACGGAGCCAGAGUCUUCUAGUUCGUCGAUGGAUAGUUCAGGCAGUUUCUCACGCAACAAGAUAGGAAAAUCAGCGGUGAAGUCUAAUAAGAAAAAUAUUGAGGCUCGAACCGGUAAUCUACCUUCCACUGGUUCAAAUAAGAAAACACCGUCAAAAGGCCCCAACUCUGGAGUAUCUCAUCUCUCAGCUUAUGUGAUGUCUGCAUCGAAGCUUUCCUCUAGCUUGUCACCUGCCAGUUCCAUCAGUGAAUGGUCAGUGGAAUCCUCUUCUUCCACUUCAACAGUCAAUCAAAGGUCAAACAGCUCUAGCACUAGCUUUGACCCCAGCUCACGUAGGUUGGGCACUGCCGAUGGAGAUGCACCUGAAGUUUUUGAUCUUCAGAAUAGUUCACAUGACAAGCACUUUCGUAGACAUGAAACUCAAGGUUCUAUGGUCCCUGAUCGAAAGAAUUCUUCAGCUGGAGGAGCCCUUUUACCAAGCUCCAUGAAACCCUCUGGCCUCCGAAUGCCAUCCCCCAAAAUUGGCUACUUUGAUGGGAUGAAAUCAGGCCGUACCCCUACUGGAAAUAAGCAGUCUCAUCCUGUUGGUUCUGGCGUUCUCAAAAAAACUGCAGUGGAUAGUGCUAACUUGAGUGGGGCGCUGAAGAGGGGAAUGCUUGGAAAGGUCCAAUCUGAGACAACUACAAUGCCAAUCAGGAGGACAAAAGCUGAUGUUAAGGAAUUUGCCCCUGAUGUGACACCUAAAUUGCAUAAAGAAUCUCCUAUUUCUGCAAUGGGGGUCCGUAGGGUUUCCAGGAACCUCAAACAUUCUCCUGGCCUAUCUCCAAAAGUUCAGAGCAUGAUUUCUCCUAAAUGUGGGGAGAAAAGUCUGGUGAAGGCAGACGACGGAGCUAAAGAAUGUGAUGCAUCUGUACAGCAUACGGAUUCCGGUAUAAUGGAGCAAAAUGCCAAUGGAAGUCAAGAAAUCAAGUCUGUUGCCAAUGGGGAGACUUCGAAAACCCCUUCUACUGGUGGAGGACCGAAAUUUUUUUUAGGUGAAGCCUUGACCAACAUAGGAAGCAAAGCAUAUUCUGAAGAUCAAGCUGAUCAGUUCGGACAAGUGAAGGAGUUGGCAGUGGAGAUUUUUUCUCGUUCGCUUUCUGACCGUGUUUCUGAGAACCCGCAUUCCGUCAGCGGCCAAGUUGAUGUUCUCAAUUCAGACCUUUUUCCAUCUAACUCGAGCACAACCGACGUCAUGGCCAGCACGAGGAUACCGUUCUCUGUGGUAGAUUCUUUAUAUAACAGGGACGGUUCCAAUGAUGUCUCGGCCGGACUGCGAAUUGUGGAAGUCGAAAAGAGGGCCACCCUGCCUUCGCCUGGUGAUAUUACGAGUGAGAACAGUUGAGUUGUCAAACGGAUGUGAAGGUUUUCUGGUGGCACUUAUAUGCGGUUCUUUCUCUAUACCUGCUGAUGCUGAUGAGUUCUUCCGUGCUCUGCAAAGCUUGGAGAGUGUAGCUACAGUGAUUUGAGAGUCUUUGAAUUUGUAUUUGAUUGUAAUGGCAUCGAUUGUCUAUGGCUUCCUGAUAUGGGAUCAAAUAUGUACGGCUCUUUCCUAUAGUUUCUUUCGGGCUUCUUGAUACAUUCACCGACCAAUAUCAAUACUAUAGGUAACGGAUGGAUGUUGUCUGC